This is a messenger RNA of Nicotiana attenuata, 1066 nucleotides long. Its product is annotated as probable serine/threonine-protein kinase DDB_G0278665. The transcript has 3 exons. NCBI's taxonomy places the organism in Eukaryota, Viridiplantae, Streptophyta, Magnoliopsida, Solanales, Solanaceae. The record is from RefSeq and is a predicted model, not a curated record. Bases 197 to 772 code for a protein of 191 amino acids.
GAAUUUAUCUCGAACAAGGGGCAUAAUUUAAUCAAUUAUUUUGGCUAAAACGACAACGUCUCGCGUGACUGCGGUAAUUUGCCUCAACAAAGGAGAAGAAACGCCGAUGACUGAAGAGUGAAGACUGUAAUGGUCGAUAGCCAAUUCCACCAGAGUAAAGAGGAAAAGGUAGAAAGAAAGGAAGGUGUAGCAAAUAAUGGCUGUAUCUCCAAAAUUAUACGUCAAUAAACCUAAAAAAGCGCAGCUGAAGCAACAUCAGCAACAACAGGUAUCUUCUCCACUACCACCGGCGCCGCCGCCGUCUUCAUCGUCGUCGUCGAUGGCGUCAUCAGCAUCUGCGCGCAGUGCGGCUCCACCGCCUCAGCCGCCUAGGGAAUCUUUCGUCCGUCGUUAUAAGUACCUCUGGCCUAUGCUAUUGGCUGUCAAUUUCUCUAUUGGAGCUUACCUUUUCAUGAGGACAAAGAAGAAAGAUGUAGGAACCGAUGAAGGAGAAAUACCAGAUGUUCCUAGUGCCGCUGUUUCAACAGCAGCUGCUACGGCAGUUAGUGAAAAGGAAAAGGAAGUCACUAAAGAAGUAGCUACUUCACCUUCUGCGCUGCCUGUGGUUGUACGUGAGCCAAUACCUGAGAAUCAACAGCGUGAACUAUUUAAGUGGAUGUUGGAAGAAAAGAGAAGAAUUAAGCCAAAAGAUCACGAGGAGAAAAGGCGCAUUGAUGAGGAGAAAGCCAUUCUCAAGCACUUUAUUCGAGCCAAGUCCAUUCCAGUUUUGUAGUUUCUGACUCUUGACGAACUUCAAUACUCCUGGGCGUGGAUGAAAAACUUAAUCUUCAGGUUGGACUAUUUCAUCUUUUUUGUUUUUUCCAAAUGCGAGAAGGUGCUGAAGUAAUGAAUCGAACAACGAAUCGAUGUCAGAUCUCUAUCUCCAAUUCUUUGGUUUUUCACCAGAAACUUUGUAAAUAAAUUUGCAGGCUUUAACUAUGAAUUUUCACUGUCUAGAAGACAUCAUAUAGUUGUUAUUGUCUUUAUUCUACCUUUACCCAAAUUGGAAGACUGCUGUAUUACUCUA